Molecule: messenger RNA, 1281 nt
Organism: Protopolystoma xenopodis
Lineage: Eukaryota; Metazoa; Platyhelminthes; Monogenea; Polystomatidea; Polystomatidae
Source: the annotation of a GenBank genome assembly
AUGCGAGCACAGGCGAGAUACUCCGGUCCGGUGUGGUCGGCUGCAAUCGGCUGCGAACAGGCCUCAGAUGGCGCUGCCUUGAUGUGCGUGCGGUCCGCCGGUGCGAGUCCGUCAACGCCGCGCAUGCCACUGCGCCUGCACGCCGCGCGCGUCCGCGUGCCCACUCGCGAGCUCUGUGCGCUGUGCGCCGUGCGCCGUGCACGUGCCCACUUGUGUGCGUGCGCCAGACGCCAAGACUCAACUGGCCGGCUCGACGAGGCUGACGUCGAUCGAUGCGCUAUUCCGCCGCGGCAUCCACUUCAUAGUCCAUUCGUGCUGACUCGCUGUAGUUUUGCUGGUGCGAUUUGCCGCGGCGACUUUACGUGCCGACCUGCGGAUACUCAGGCCAGUAGACAGACACAGCCUCGCCAGCAGUCAGCACAUGCGGCACUCGUAGACAGCAGCAGGGUCAACGCAAAUGCGCACGUCGCAGUCGCGGUCAGGCCUGGCGGGUGGGCAUCGAGUGACUGCAUUGCGGCCAUCCCAGCCGGGAGGACACGAGCACCGGUCGAAGCAAACAGACAGCAAUUUGGGCGCAGUCAGAGGACAGAUCGACAACCGACGUUAUGUCAGUUGGCUGAUGCACUAUUCAGUCUGGCGCAAAAUCGAGACUGCGGCGUGGACAUGCAAAUUCCUCGACGAAGCCCUCCAGUCAAGGCGGUCUCGACCGACAACCCGGUACUCACACACACACACACACAUACACGCAAAAGCAGCCAAACUGACCGACACGUCCGCACGCACAGGGAACAAGGGAAGAGGGCUAAAAAGGAAAUGUCGCCGUCUUGGCGAUCGCGCCUGAGUUGCACCGCGAGGUCGUUGCCUCGGCCUCGGGACAACUCGACUGGCCUUAGACCAACCGGUCAGUCGGUCGGCCGGGCCGGGCCGUCGCCACGCCUGAUCCGGAUCCUGCUCCGUCGGGCGACCUCUCCCGUUCGGCGUCGGCCAAUCAGAGCUGAGGUCAUAGUAGGCGGUCGCUUUACGGGUCGCCUCAGGCCGGCAAACCGUUGCUCUCGGCUCAACUCACCUGUCCCGGUUAAAAUGAAGUUUGAGGUUAGUUCAGCUUUCAUUUCGAUUGAAGAGACGAGUGUUAGGGAAUGGUAUCGUCUUGGAAAGCAAGUUUUUCCGCAUACAAAUUCAAGAUUGGCGCUGAGACUGUCACACUGGACGAUACUAGCUACUUCCGAUGUGAGUAGUAGAGCGUAUUGGAAAGAAAAAUUAGUCCAUUUUUGGGCAGAGUGA